Phasianus colchicus (ring-necked pheasant) is the source of this 3353-nucleotide messenger RNA. RefSeq names its product WD repeat domain 72 (gene WDR72). Gene Ontology annotation, biological process: protein localization to plasma membrane. Gene Ontology annotation, molecular function: protein binding. Gene Ontology annotation, cellular component: cytoplasm. NCBI's taxonomy places the organism in Eukaryota, Metazoa, Chordata, Aves, Galliformes, Phasianidae. The record is from RefSeq and is a predicted model, not a curated record.
GGCCGCUCCGCGCCCCGCCCGCCCCUCACGGGACACCUGCGUCCCGCAGCCGCGAGCAGAAGCGCAAUGGCUCCUUGCCCUGUGCGGCAGUUAAACAUCACCCGUGCUCCAUCACCGGCUGUGUGGAGCUCCGAGGGGCGGGCGCUCACCUGUCGGACCUGCCCUGGGUGGGGCGCGACCUCGCCUCAUUAGCGGGGGGCGGGUAGACGGACGUGCUGUUCUGGCGUCACCCGAGUUUAAUCCUACGUACUUUUUGUUUUAUACAUUUUUUUCUUUUUUCUUUUUUUCUUCUUGUUUUAUUUCUCUUUUCUUCCUGUUCUCCAUCCUUCCCCCUCGAGGUGGGGAGCUGCUGUGUGAGCGCGUCACCUCUGCAUUCCGACCGAGCUGCGGGCGGAGCGAGCUGCGGGCGGUUCGGACCAGCCCUGCUCCGAUCGCCGUCCCGCGCCCGACGGCGGGCGCAGAGCCGCGUGUCACCCCUCUGGAGCGGGACGUAGCCUGGCCUCGCUCCCUGCCUCUCCCCUCGGUGCUUUUCUCACUCGCGGUGCCCGGAGCGGCUCCAGGUGUGAGCUAUGAGGUUAUCAAUACCAGCUGUGGCAGUGUGGGGGAGAACUGCUCCUUCUCACAGCAUCACUGCCAUUAUGAUUACAGAUGACCAGCAGACUAUUGUUACAGGAAGUCAAGAGGGGCAAAUAUGUCUCUGGGAUCUUUCAUCAGAAUUAAAGAUUUCAUCUAAAGAAAUUCUCUUUGGCCAUACUGCUUCUGUAACUUGUUUGGCAAAGGCAAGAGAGUUUGAGAAACAGCCAUAUGUAGUAAGUGCUACUGAAAAUGGGGAGAUGUGUGUUUGGAAUGUCACUAGUGGACUGUGCAUUGAGAAAACAAAGCUUCCUUAUAGGCAUACAGCAAUCUAUUAUUACCACUGCUCAUUCCGAAUGACAGGUGAAGGCUGGCUUCUUUGUUUUGGAGAAUAUCAGGAUGUUCUUAUUAUUGAUGCUAAGACUUUGGGUGUUCUGCACACUUUGUCUUCUCAGUCUUCUGAUUGGAUAAACUGUAUGUGUAUUGUCCGCUCUGCAAGAAUUCAAGAAGACUCAUUGGUUGCUGUGUCUGUAACUGGAGUUCUUAAAGCAUGGGACCUAUCUUCAUCUUUGACCAGCAUACAGGAGAGGCAAAAUGUGUAUGAAAAGGAAUCCAAGUCUCUGAACUGCAUGAACUGCCGAGCAAUACGGUUUUGCACUUACACAGAAAGGCUCCUUCUGGUUGUGUCUUCCAGAUGCUGGCAGGUCUAUGAUUAUUGUGAUUUCUCCUUGCUGUGUACUGAGUUCUGUAAGAGUGGCCAGUGCUUUGCUGGUGGAGAAGUACUAGCAGCUUACAGGCUUAUCAUCUGGACAGAAGAUGGUUACAGUUACAUCUACCAGCUGCUAAACAGUGGACUUUCCAAAAGCACGUAUCCUGCAGAUGGGAAGGUGCUGAAAGAAACUGUUUAUCCUCAUUUACUCUGCUUUACUGAUGUGAAGGAAAAUAAGAGUUUCCCUUUUGUCAUGGGUUUUAUGAAUGAAAGGAAGGAGCCUUUCUAUAAGAUUCUUUUUUCUGGUGAAGCUUCAGGAAGAAUCACUCUGUGGCAUGUUCCUGAUGUUCCUGCAUCAACAUUUGAUGGUUCACCAAAAGAAAUCCCAAUUUCAACAAUGUGGACUCUUCAAGAUAACUUUAAUAAAGCCCAUUCAGUGUCAGAGGGCAUUAUAGAUCAUCUUUGUGAGUCUAAAGAUGGAAUUGAAAAUGCAGUUGUGACUUCCUCCGUGUACAUACCCAGUCUGGAUAAGCUUGUGUGUGGAUGUGAUAAUGGGAAAAUAUUCAUAACACUAGGUCUAGAAACUGCAAGAGCAAGAUUUCUAGAAAAUGUGUCUCUGAAAGGUAAUCUACCUCAUAAAGUUUUGAAUGGUCAUAGUAGCAGAGUUACAUGUUUACUUUAUCCACAUGGUAAUUCAGUAAGAUUUGAUCCCAGCUGGCUGUUAUCAGGGGGCCAGGAUUCUACUGUGAUCUGUUGGGAUAUAUUUACUGGAAAAAUCUUGCACCGAUUUAGUCUGCAAUCUGGUCCAGUGACAGAGCUAUUGAGAUCUCCAGACAACUGCAAAUUGCAGUAUCAUAGUGUAGUGUGCUGUGUGUGCAGUGAUCACUCGGUAGCAGUUCUACACCUUCAGAAGAAAGUUUGUCUCUUACAUGCCAGAAAGCAUCUGUUUCCUGUGAAGAAGAUAAAAUUUGACCCCACUGAAAAUCUGCUAAUUGUUGGGUGUGAAGAUGAUUCGGUUUAUGUUUGGGAAGUUGAAACAGGCACACUGGAACGGCAUGAAACAGGUGAAAUAGCAAAAGCAAUCCUUUCUUCCAUUGAAGAUUCAGAACACUUAGUGGCGGAUUCUCUACAUCCUGUAUCUCAGGACUCUAGAAGAAAUAAGAAUGUUCAAUACAAAUCCUCCAGUUCUUAUAAGCGUGGUAUGAUGUCCUACAAUCUUACUCAGACAGAAAAAUCUUCAGAUAAGGUAACAGAUAACAGCCUUAUUCUACAGCCCUUUACUGUUUUACCGGUUAAGACAAAAUGGAACGAUGAAAACUUUCAUGUUCUCUUAUUUGAUCUGGAAAAACUUGUGGAUAUUCUGCUAUCAUCUCAACUCUGUGGGUUGAAGUCAUCAAAUUCAUUCCACAACUACGACGCUCUAGAAAGAGCCAAAAGUACUACUGAGAAAAGAGCGCUAACAUUAAAAAGAAAUAAAACUGCUGGGUUCACCUUGUCCAUGGAUGGACAAGUAGAUACUGUUUGUGCAAACCAGGUCAAUAUAGAUUCUAACGCAAUUAGGCCCUUGGAAGAAAGUGGUGGCAUAAAAAGACAGAAAAAAAAGAAGAGUUCAAGAAAGACUAAAACGCAGCCAUCAGGAAACAUUGAUGUGAACAUCACCACAGAUACGGCUAAACUGCUUUUGUCAUGUCUCUUACCCUGGGGUGUAGAUAAAGAAAUAGAUAAUCUUUGUGUUGGGCAAUUAGAUAUCUUAAGGCUGCGGUGCCCGGUUGCUUUUGGACUCGUGUCAAAUGAAAGCCACUUCUCACUGAUGUUGCCAGGAUGGAAAUGUACUGAUGGUGGUGUGCUAGAAGAACACACCUUAAGCAACUUAUUUUCAAAAAGAGUGCUUGAUUUAUCAAACAAGUACCUUGCUGCAACUGAAGGACACACUGGUGAGAAAGAUGGAACAGUGAAUAAUGUUUACGGAACAAAGGGAGCAGAAAUAAUUUUUUUCUUAUUAAGCAGAAUAGUUUUAAUCAACAGAGUUUUUAACAUGCCUUCAGCAGAUACAAGUCAAAUUGAAAGGUAA